AUGGCACCAACACCCCCACCUCAUGGAGUCUAUGUUCCCGUACCUACUUUCUUCGUAUCCAAGAAGGCCUCCAACUACAAUCCCGUAGCCGCUCCCCUCGAUCUCGAGACUCAAGCUGCACAUUCUCUGCACCUAGCAAAGUCCGGCAUCACAGGGCUAGUAGCCCUCGGCAGCACAGGCGAGGCAGUACAUCUGAGCAACAAAGAGCGAUUCGAGGUACUUUCCAGUAUAAGAAAAGCGUACAAUGAUGCCGGAUACAAAGACUAUCCCAUCAUUGCAGGCACAGCAGCACAAAACAUCGAGGAAGUCGUCGAGCAGCUGAAGACAGCAAAAGAGGCGGGCUCCCAAUGGGGACUGUGUCUUGUGCCGGGGUAUUUCGCGGGGGCCAGCACACAGGAAGGUAUUAUCCAGUGGUUCACGGCUGUUGCUGAUCAAAGUCCAAUUCCCAUCAUGGUUUAUCAUUACCCCGGCGUAUCGAACAACGUAAAAGUAAUCCCUUCAACCUAUGCUACUCUGUCAAAACACCCAAAUAUCGUAGGCUGCAAGCUCUCGCACGGCGAUGUCUCCUACCACGCCCAAAUCGGCGCAAGCCCUAAGAUCGACCAUUCCAAAUUCCACACCUUCACUGGUCUGGGCCAACAACUGCUUCCCGUGCUCUCUCUCGGCUGUGCAGGUACCAUCGACGGGUCUGCUGGCUUCUUUCCCAAAUCCGUAGUUCACCUCUACAAGUUAUCAGUAAAGAACCAACCUACGGACGAAGAAGUGAAAGAGAGAAGGCUGCUGCAAUAUCAGGUUAGCACUAUCGAGGAGCUGGUGGUGAAGUUUGGAACGGUGGGCAUCAAGGAGGCUAUCAGCAGGAUCUUGGGAAUGGGCGAUGUGGAUGGGACGAGGGUGCCGUUGGUGGGUGGGAUUCCGGGCGGGGACAAGGAGUGGGAAAAUUGGAAGGAGGCAGUUGGUGAUCUGGAGGCGGUGGAGAAAAGUUUAUAG
Messenger RNA from Lachnellula hyalina, 987 nucleotides. RefSeq names its product putative 4-hydroxy-2-oxoglutarate aldolase, mitochondrial. Bases 1 to 987 code for a protein of 328 amino acids. The transcript is spliced from 3 exons. Gene Ontology annotation, molecular function: 4-hydroxy-tetrahydrodipicolinate synthase activity. Lineage: Eukaryota; Fungi; Ascomycota; Leotiomycetes; Helotiales; Lachnaceae. The record is from RefSeq and is a predicted model, not a curated record.